GUCGCUGCAGUCGCUUAAAUCUCGCAAUCUGCGUUGAAGUGCGAGAAGAGUUUCGCGAGAGAGAAAAAAAACCUGCACAAAGUUCCGAUCGAUCUAUCGACAGCAAAGCGGACUACGAGAGAAACACAGUGAGACUCGAUGUCGGUAAACAAAUCAAGAGGACAUCAAUAACACCUCAAACCUUUGUGUCUUUCUCCAGAGGUUGCUUGUCACAUAAGACGCAUUAGUGAAAAUGGAGGGCACUCCUGAGGAACCUCCUGACGAAUCCAAAGUUGAGGACUGGACAACUGCCUCAUCAUCCCACCUGGAACAAGUUGAGUUUGUGGAAGGCGGCGAACAGUUUACUUCUUUUCCGGAGCAGCCAACUGGAGACUUUGAUCACGAAGUAAGCCCCCUGGACCCGAAUAUGAGUUCAGUGGCGUGCUACUCGCCAGUCUAUCCCAAGACAAUGCAGUUUUAUCCUCAAACAUCAGACAUAUGUGUCUCUUCGUCCACUGGUUCUGUUGACGAACAACAAGCGAUGGUAUUUCUGGAUGAAAAAAAGAUUGUUAUGGAUGCCAAGGUUGAUUCGUCAGGCGACGAAGAAUUGCAAGAUGUGCAAAGGUUGAUUGCCAGUGCAGCUCAGUCUUACUUGGCUAACGGAGGUAUAGCUCUAGAGCAACUUCUCAGUGCCCUCCGAAACCGCUCUGAUCGAAACGUGGACGACAAGGAAAAAAGCUUGGAACUUAUCAUGGAGGAAGAGCUGAUCAAAGAAAUGGCAGAGGAAGUAGAUAAACAACAAGAAUGGUCGGAGAAGGAGGAACACAAAGUCAUAAGUGAUAAGCCAGUCCCUUCAAGGGCAUGGGCCAGCCUCCCAAAUUCAUUUCUGUCUAUUGGUAAAUUAAGCAAGGCCCCAGGCUUUGGCAUCUUCGCCCGCAAGAGCAUCCCAAAGAAGACACAGUUUGGUCCGUUGGAAGGAGCAUUAGUUCAAAGAGAUGAUGCAAAUGUUAUGUACCAGGGCUUGGAGUUGAGCGUGGAAUUGGAAAAUGGGUUGUUUGCCUACUUUGACACCUCAAAUGAAAAUUUAUCAAAUUGGAUGAGGUUUGUUCGCCCUGCCAAGAUCUACGAAGAAAUGAAUGUUGUAGUUGUGCAAAUUAAGGACACCCUCUGUUUUAUCACCACCCAAGUUAUCCAACCUAAGCAAGAGUUACUUGUUGGAUACAGUGAGCAAUACGCGUCCGCCCGACAGCUCUCUGUUCUUCACCCUACAAAUGUUGUUGAAGAUAAUGCUGAAAAUGCGUGCUACCACUGUGACAAACUAUUUACCUCGUCGGAACGCUUGAAGGAACAUAUGAUCCACCACCAAGAGAAAGGCGCUGCUGUGAAAAGAAAGGUUCUAUCGCAUUUGCCUAUCAAAAAGUGCAAAUCUGAUGAUAAUUCUUCCGGAGAAGAAACUACAGAAUUUAGGUGCAAUACUUGCUCUCGAAAUUUUCCAAGGAGUUACAGUUUGAAAAGGCACUUGCUUCUUCAUUCACCCGAUAAAAAUAGUAAGAAAAUUUUAAGAGAAAAGUCCGAGCGUUCUGUGCUUAAGCAGAAAAACCAAAGCAAAGACAAUUUGUGGACAUGCAGUUACUGUCAGCUAUCAUUUGAGACUGCUUCGAUGUUAAAUCUGCACACACUGGCCCAUGCUGCUGAAAAUGUGGAAGAGCAAGAAGCAGCCGAAGUGGAAAAGCAAAAAUGUCCUCAGUGCUGUCAGCAGUAUGGAACCAAAAGAGAACUUGUCGAACACAUAGCAGCGCAUGGAAAGAACGUUUUACGUCGAAGGACGGUCAAUCCCGAGAAGCCGCACAAGUGCGAGUUAUGCUAUAAAUCAUUUGCCACCGAUGAUCGUUUGCAGAAACACAUGCUUGUUCAUGGUGCGGAGGAAACAAAACCUCUGCAGUGUGAGGUCUGUUUCAAAAGGUUCCUCAACAAUUCUGCCUUGGCUUGUCAUGUCAAGGUUCACACAGAGGAGAAGAAAAUGUUUGAGUGCCCUAUUUGCAGGGCAGUGUUUGAGCAGGUUAUUGCCUUGAAAGAACAUGUGCACACGCACUGCUCAAAUGGCAUGUACACAUGCCCUCAUUGCUCAAAGACGUUUGACGAGUACAAUCAAAUACGGAAGCACAUCCGCGCCUUCCACAGUGAGAAACGAUUUCCUUGUUGUCUCUGCGACAAAGUGUUUCCCAGACCAGAUAAACUCAAACUACACAUGCUCAGACAUUCAGACCACCGGGAAUUUUUAUGCGCUAAUUGCGGCAAGCAAUUUAAAAGAAAGGACAAGUUGAAAGAGCACAUGAAGCGCAUGCAUUCUUCUGAGAGGGAGGCUAAACAACAGCAAAAACCUAAUCGACAAUCAAUCAGCCGGAAGUUUAUCCCUAAGGUUUCGCCAACCGAUUAUCAACGAUUCUUGUACAAGUGCCAUCAAUGCAUGCUGGGAUUCAAAAGAAGGGGAAUGUUAGUAAACCAUCUUGCUAAGCGACACCCAAGCAUCAGCCCAGAUUCGGUCCCGGAACUGAACUUGCCUAUAUUGAAAACGACGAGAGACUAUUUUUGCCAGUAUUGUGAAAAGGUUUACAAGAGCAGUUCAAAGCGCAAGGCGCACAUAUUGAAAAAUCAUCCGGGAUCCGAACUGCCAAUGAGCAACCGCCGCAAGGGUGGAGUGCCUGAAAUUCCUGGUGUGCCCAACCCAACCUACUCACAAACCGUCGGCAGUGUGACAACUCUUCCGCAUGGCUGCACAUGGUGCCAUAAGCAAUAUGCUUCAAAGGCCAAAUUGCUGCAACAUCAGCGCAAGAAACACACAGAUCUUGUUGUAUCAAAAGAACAUGCACAGAAUAUGCCACUAAGCAACACAGCUAGCUCGGAGAGUUCGUCGGAUUCAGAUCCUAAACCAACCAGCAAGUUCUUAAUGAGUGGUGAGAGCCUUGAUGUGAUACAAAUUCAAGAGGAUUCAGGAAACCUUAUCUCAGCCGUGAAUCUACUCCCAACAAAUGCUCGAAUUGAGUAUCAAGUUGGCAUUGAGGAUGAGACAAUGCCAGAGGGCAGAAUCUACAUUGACGCUUCUGUAUUGAAACAGCCUUUGAAGGCUGCUGGCACGGACAUGCUGUCUCAAGCUCUCCUCUCGUCAGACCUGAGUUUGUCUGAUGAGUACGUCAAGGUGUACCAUGCAGGAAAUGUAGUGGUGGCAAACGGAGUGGCCGACGAAGAGCGUCUGGUGGCUGUAACAACUGCCCAAAUUGAAACAUCGCAGCUAAGGCAACUGCUGCAGCUUGGAGGCGGCGAAAGUGGUCGAGAGUGGACCGCUUACCCAGCGCGCUGACCGUCCUGCUCCGUCCUUUCUGAGCGUAAAUUUGGUGCCCCUAAUUCCCACUGAUGGGGCUUUUGUCUGGCAAUAAGAUUCGGUAUGAUUCCGAAGAGGCCAGGUUGUUGCUACCGUGAUGGUAGUUAUGCCUACGAUUGAAAACGUAGGUAAUUUUGGAAUCGGUUGUUUGGAUCAGCAUUAUGCCGUUUUUUGUUGAUCAGAAAGCUUUAAAAUGGAGACCAUGUCCCGGGACCCUGAAUUGACAACAGCAUUGACCUGUGGAAUUUGAACGAAAAUUUUAUGUUCUUGACAAUUUUGUUGUUUUUUUUUAAUUAUUUGGUUAUUAGUAGGGAAGGGUCCAUAUUGCUGGAAGAGACAUAAAUAUACCAGGGCUCAUUUGUGACUAUAUUUUGUAAAUUUAAUGUCAUUUUCUGCAACUAUUGAGCACCUUUUGCUAGACUGACCCCCUAGCUAAAAUAUUGGGUGUCUUUUAGCAUUUCAUUUCAUUACAACAAAGUUGCACAAUUAAUGUUCCCCCCCCCCCCCCCACACACACACACAGAGGAGCCUUAAUCUGUGAAAUUUAAUACCUUUGUGCAGCAAAACCAAACUUGUACUUCUUGAAAGCAUUUUAAAGUUUGUGUUGAUUAGAUCUCGUAUCUACAAUAACUAUAUUUAUUAUUUCCAUAUUCUGAAACAAUUCAACAAUUUAGAAAACAAGUUUUGCCUUUUAAGGUUAUGUUAAUAUAAUUAUACUUGUCUUGUCUGCAAUUUGCAAAAUAAUUUUGAAAGGCCUUCUCACUAAUGAAAGCUCAAAUUCAAAUUGCCUUUACAUAAAUUUAUUUUUCCAGAGAAAUUAGAACAUCAAUUUUGCACAAGUGUUUUAUGAGGCAUUGAGAGUAAUUCGAGUGAGAAUACCUUACUAAAACAUACACAUGAAAAGAUGUGACCUAUGAUGUGCAAUAUAUGUUAGCAUAAAAUCUUAGGCUAAUUUUGGUCUCUUUAUAAUCUUUUAACAGCUCUGCAUUUAUAAAUCUUUAAAAUCCAGUUUUAAACCGAUUGGAAAAUGUUGUUGUCAGUUGCGGGCCCCAGUUCAAGGCCCUACAAGCCAAUUUGUGAUAGUUGUUGGCGGAUAAUAACCGCUCAAAUGUCCACUCCCUUCGGGGGCUUGUGCCUCGUUGUUUGCCCCAAUGUUGGUGGCUCCCCAAAGUUUCCCCUUGUCUGGUCUGACCGUUGUUCCUAGCACAUUGUUAGGCCAGCCCAUUGUUGCUUUGUAAGUGAGAAUGCGCUUGGUGCUGGAAAAGGACCCAAAAUUGGAGUGGAUUGCGUUCCAUGAUAGAAUGUAUAAUUUGGCGGAAUCAGUUGUCGGGCCCACCGCAAGUUUUGGUCUGCAGCGCAUCUCUCACUUCAGUAUUUUGGAUGGUCUGUGUUAGAUUUAAUCGUUUAACGAAUUAACGAAAAACAUAAUAAAAUCUUGGCUAAUUGUGUGUCCAGACUAGAUGAA
Messenger RNA from Neocloeon triangulifer, 4823 nucleotides. Its product is annotated as PR domain zinc finger protein 10-like. The coding region runs from base 233 to 3337 and encodes 1034 amino acids. Lineage: Eukaryota; Metazoa; Arthropoda; Insecta; Ephemeroptera; Baetidae. Gene Ontology annotation, molecular function: protein binding. The record is from RefSeq and is a predicted model, not a curated record. Gene Ontology annotation, cellular component: nucleus. The transcript is spliced from 20 exons.